AUGGAGAUAACAACAUUGGAAAAUGGCACAGAGGAGAUUAUCUGGCGGGGUUAUGACUUUUCAGAAGUUUUGCGAUGGUUUGCUGAGAGAGUUGAUCGUAUCAUCCUGUUGUUUGAUGCUCACAAGUUGGAUAUAUCUGAUGAGUUUUCUGAGGCUAUCAAGGCACUGAAAGGCCAAGAUGAUAAGAUCCGAGUUGUCUUGAACAAGGCAGACCAAGUUGAUACACAGCAACUCAUGAGGGUGUAUGGAGCAUUGAUGUGGUCCCUUGGCAAAGUGAUUGACACCCCAGAGGUUGUACGUGUCUACAUUGGCUCCUUCUGGUCCAAACCUCUGCAGAUUACAGAAAAUCGGAAACUUUUUGAGUUGGAAACAGAAGACCUCUUCAGGGACAUUAAGAGUUUACCUCGCAAUGCUGCCCUUCGCAAACUCAAUGAUCUCAUCAAACGAGCCAGGCUUGCAAAGGUUCAUGCCUAUAUCAUCAGUUAUUUGAAGAAGGAGAUGCCAGCUGUUUUUGGGAAAGAACUCAAGAAAAAGGAGAUGAUAAGUAGACUUGAAGAGAUAUAUUUCACACUCCAGCAGGAGCAUAAUAUCUCUGCUGGUGAUUUUCCCAACGUAAAAAAGAUGCAGGAAAUGCUGCUGUCCUGUGACUUUAGCAAGUUUCAUACCCUGAAACCCAAGAUGCUAGAGUCUGUGGAUGAAAUGUUGGCCAACCACAUCGCUGAGCUGAUGAACCUGAUCCGACAAGAAGAGGCAAGCAAGCCAGCACAGGCUGUGACUGGUGGCGCAUUUGAUGGCAACCUAAAUGGGCCCUUUAACGAAGGAUAUGGUGAAGGCGCUGGAGCAGGCAUAGAUGACAGUGAGUGGAUUGUAGCAAGGGAGAAGUCCAAGUAUGAUGAAAUUUUCUACAUGCUCUCGCCAAUUAAUGGCAAAAUCAGUGGCAACAAUGCAAAGAAAGAAAUGGUGAAGUCUAAGUUGCCAAACACUGUGUUGGGGAAGAUCUGGAAACUGGCUGACUACGAUCGCGAUGGAAUGCUGGACGAUGAGGAAUUCGCUCUGGCCUGUCACCUGAUUAAAAUAAAGCUGGAAGGAUAUGAUUUGCCAGGGGAAUUACCAGGGCACCUCAUUCCUCCAUCCCAGAGAAAGAACUGAGUCGAUUUAGCAUUUCAAAUUAGAGACAAAUUGAAUGGAUGGCAGAAGAGACCAUUCAUUAACUCUGGGGAAGGAUGGUAAAGCCUGUAGAUUUGGGUAUACAAGAUCUAUUUUCUGUACAAUAGAAACGACUUAACCAUAUUUGCUAAAUCACGUGCUGGUGCGUAAUAACUGAAAGGUAUAAAAUAUUAAUGGGUUUGAUACUUAAGACUCAAAAUCUUUCCAGACCAUGACACAGUGCUGUUGCAGCAAACGUCUGACUAAUAUGCCCGAGUAACUCUACAUAGACUCCACGUUUCUGCACUGCCCUGACUGGAUUGGAAUUGCAGAGACCUCCCCACUCCAGUUCCCUCAUGUCUGCCCCUGUAGUCCACCAUCAGCCUGUUUUCUGGGUACCUGAGCAGUCUGGCACAUGAGAGCAAGGUGUGAGAGCUUUCUGCUCCUAAAAGAGGCUGCGAAUGCUCUGAUGGUAACUGUAUGCUACCCUGUCAAUGCAUUGUUUAUCAAAGCCUUCACUCCUGUGUAAAGCAUAUCUUGAUCUGGCCGAUGACUACAGAUAGGGAAAAUUCAUUCAGUGGAAACCUGGGCAUGUGUUGCUUCAAAGCAGUCCCUUAGGCUUGAACGUUUGUAGGUAUGUCAUCACUGCAGUUCUGGGUGAGACCAUUAGCAAGUGCUAAAUGUGUAGGUUGCGAAGGGAUGGAGAUGGCACCAGUACAAUGAGCGGAAGGAUUUAUUUAUUAAUUUAUCUUUAAAAUUUUCUAUUGUAAAAAAAAUUCUGGUGACCAACUUUUUAAAAAAAAUCUCUUGACCUCCAAUAUUUUGUUUGACAGAGACACGUUUAAAAAUUAGGGGCAGGAAAGCUUCACAUGUUGGUCAUUGAGGCAUUGCCUCAACCAGCCAGUAGCAGAAGUACAAACAGAGGGAGGCUCAGCCUUGAAUCCUGGGGUAUGCACUGCAGUGUGACAUUGUGAAUUGUGGAAUGGAAGGUUAACUCCAUGGGGCUGAAUUCUCUUGAACUGAAUCGGAAAUAAACGUUCCAUUAAAAUGACCCCAGAUCAGUUCAGAGUCUUGAGCACAUCAAAAUGGGCAGACUAUACGUCGUCUUGCAUUGUCAUAAGUCACAAAAAUAGAUGCGCUUCUUGCACAUUUAAAGCCUUCUCUUGCUUCCCCUGUGGUGGUGCAUUGUGAUGACCUGCUUUGGUGAUUAAUCUUGUUUUGUAAAUGAUGCCCUGCAGCACAAGCUCCUUGUAGCAGCAAUGGUAGUUAUUCAUCACCCUAAACAACAGCCACAACCGACGUUUAUCAUGUGAUUUUUAAAGUGGAAAUCCUUCUAGACUUCACAGAAGAGGUGUAGGCACAAUAUCUAGCUCUAGGGUGAAGUUGCCAGUGGAGUUAUGUAAGGAUAUGCCUGCUUCUCAGUUGUGUCCCUGCACUUUUAAAACCGAGGUGAUGUUAUCAGGGCAAGCAGAGAAGCUGAUAAUUGUGCAGUAGUAUCUGUUCUGUUAUGAUCUGUUUGAUCUGAGAGGUUACCCAUGCACUCGUUCUUCUCUCAGUUAUGCGGCUACUGUCCACAAGCAGUGGGAGGAACUUUGAAUAGGAAUACAAUCAGGCUAAAUCGUUAUUAGAGUUGUUCAUUGGAUUGAAGGGAAAGAGCCCUUUGGGAGAUGUUAGGAAUUUCUGAAGCUGCACUGUUGUUUGAACGAGAAACACAAUCAGGCCUCAAUUGGCAUGAAAAAACUCAGUCAAAACAAUGAAAAGUUACACUGAAGUGUUGGCAUAGUUGACAUUUUCUAAAAGUUAAGGUCAGAAAAAUUACCCUGUGUGCAGAAUGUGUGCAUGCCUGUCCUUCUAGCAUUCUUCCUGACUCCGCAUCAUUUUGCAUAUUUAAAUAACAUGCACAAUUGAAGUGUAAUUCUCUUGCUCUUCUGUAAUUUCUUAACAGGGUGAAGUUCUGAAAAUUCGUAAUCUGAGAGCUGAUGAGAUGAUAUUGGUUAAUACUGCAAAUCACUUUACAGCUGGACCUUUUAGGAAAGGUUCUAUUUUUAAACUUAGCCACUUCAGUGCAUUAGAGGGACCAACCUGAUUUAGGUCAGUUUCGUUAAGUGCUGAUGCCUCAAGUAUAGACUUUUGCAGAUAAGCCUUGUUUUAUCUUGCCCUGUUUAUGAAAUGCUGAUAAUUAAGCAUAUGUCUAUUUACUAAGACCGUUAAGGUAGUUUCAGGGAAAUACUAAACGUGAUAGCUGAAUUUGGGCCUGUUUUGAAAGGUUCAGUAAUGAUGGAAGGUGCCAAUUCAAACUUUUCUGGCACCAUUGCUGCAAAGUAUUGCAAUGACCCUUUAUUGAGGAGUGACAAUAUCAUAACAGAAGAGAUCCCAGGUGCUUGAUGACAGUGACUGAUCCUAGAUAAGUUGCAGACAGUACCUUCUGCCAUUUGUAAUUGACCUCACACAACAGUGGUGAACAAUACACUGUCCAUUUCCCCAGUUAUAGUUUUAACUCCAAAAUUCAUUGUUAGUGUGUAGAGCCAUACAACAUGGAAACAGACCCUUUGGUCCAAGCUGACCGUGUUCCCAAACUAAACCAGUCCCAACUGUUUGCGUUUGGUCCAUAUCCUUCCAACCUUUUCUACUCAUGAACUUAUCCAAAUGUUGUAACUACUUGAUUCCACCAAUUUCUCUGGAAAUUCAUUCCACACAGAAACCACUAUCUGUGUAUAAAAAAAAAUGUUGCCUCAUGUUUUUUUUUGUCUUUCUCCUCUCUUCUUAAAAAUAUGCCCCCUAGUUUUGAACAUUGCUUCCAUAAGGAAAAGACCCUUGCCAUUCACCUUUAUAUAUACCUGACAUGAUUUUAUAAACCUCAGUAAGGUCACCUCCCCCCCACCCCCCAACCUCCUAAGCUCCGGUGGAAAAAGUCCCAGUCUAUCCAAACUAUUUUUUAUAUCUAUAAGCCCUCCAUUCCUGGCAACAUCCUAGUAAAUCUUUUCUGAACCCUCUCCAGUUAAAUAAAAACCUUCCUGUAACAGGUGACCAGAACUGCGCACAGUACCUAAGUAGAGGCCUCACCCAUGUCUUGUACAACCUCUAUAAGACACCCCAGCUCCUUUAUUCGAUGGUCUGAGCAAUGAAGGCAAGCGUGCUAAACAGCUUCUGAACCACUUUGUCUCCUUGUGAUGCAAAUUUCAAAGAAUUAUGCACCUGAGCCCCUAGGUGUCUCUGUUCUAUAACAUUACUCAGGGCUCUACCAUUAACUCUAUAAGCCCUGUCCUAGUUUGUUUUUACCAAAAUACAACACUUCACAUUUAUCCAAAUUAGACUCCAUCUGCCACUCUUCAGCCCAUUGACCCUUGUGACUCGAGCUUUAUUGACAGGUAUUUUUGGUAAUUCCUAUCUGAUAAAUCUGAAGAUUUUAAACUGAUGUAUAUUUGCUCAAUAAUGACAGUUUUUGGUUUUGAAGUGAGUUUGUGAAUUUUUAAGUCUGAUCCACUGCAUUCACCUCUUGACAUUAGCCUUCUGUGUUACAGCAGUGUGUUUGUUGCACUCCUGUUGGGUGGCUUGGAACAAACACCGCUGCUUCUCAUAAAUCUCAAACAAAGUGACAUCCCGUCUGUUUUUGCUGUCCUGUGUAAUUCUGAAUGUGACACUGGAUUUCAAGUGUGUAUAGUUGUAUUAUGCAGUUUGCGUAUCAUUUAAAAAGACAUGCUGUGACAGCUCAGAGUUUGAAGCUAAACAGUUUCUUAAACUUUGAACACCCAUAGAAUUUGCUUCUAAAGAACUGAAUGAAACAAGUGUCUGCUGCCGUCUAGAGGCUAUAUAACCAUAGUAAUGCUGCUGUAGCUACUGACAGCCCUCAAUUAAGUGGAAAUGUCUUUAAUCUGCUUGCUGGCAGACUUGUCCUGGGAACAAGUAGUCUUUCAAAUCACUGUGUACUUGUAUAUCAAUGCAGAUCCUCGGAUGGUUGCCACUGAAGCUGCUUGAUUAAUUUUUGUUAGUAGGAAUAGACGUUAUGAGUGCAAACCUUUUCAUAUAAAAUAUAUUCAGAAAUUAAUUGCGAGGGAUAACUGGAGACUGAAAUGAAUUUACAGUUUAGCUCUCCCUUUUGACUGGAAGAAAGAUCUUAAUUGUAAUGUAGUAAACAAUGAAUUCUGCCUGAGAAUCCAGAGUGCUGGCACUUUAAGUCCUGAUGUUUCACUUUUCUGUGAAACGAGCAAUAAGCCAGAUGUUGACACACUUCAAAUCAUUUUAGUUCCUGUCUGCAAGAUGAGAGAUUGUUCACUUAUGCACUUAACUAAGUAAUGUUGUCCAAAUUUAAAAAUGGGGCUUGCUACUUAUGAAAAUUUGUUAUAAAAGUUAAAUGCCUGAAAUGCAAAUAAAGGAGAAAAAUUAGCAAUGCUUGGCAGGUCUGGCAGCGUAUGUAGGGAGAGAAGAGCGGUGUUAACAUUUCAGGUCAAUGACCUUUUAUCAGAACUGGAAAAAGCUAGAAAUGUAAUAGGUUUUCAACAAGGGGUGGCAUGGGAGGGAAAAAAACCAACCAAGGAACUUCAGAGAUAGUGGGAACUGCAGAUGCUGGAGAAUCUGAGAUAACAAGGCGUAGAGCUGGAUGAACACAGCAGGCCAAAC
This is a messenger RNA of Stegostoma tigrinum, 5763 nucleotides long. Its product is annotated as EH domain-containing protein 4-like. Bases 1 to 1149 code for a protein of 382 amino acids. The transcript is spliced from 4 exons. Gene Ontology annotation, molecular function: protein binding; GTP binding; calcium ion binding. The record is from RefSeq and is a predicted model, not a curated record. Gene Ontology annotation, cellular component: cytoplasm; plasma membrane. NCBI's taxonomy places the organism in Eukaryota, Metazoa, Chordata, Chondrichthyes, Orectolobiformes, Stegostomatidae. Gene Ontology annotation, biological process: endocytosis; endosomal transport.